AUGGCGGCCACUGCCCGCCGGGAGAUAGACACCGGUGAAGAGGAUAUCGCCGCUAUUGCCAAACAAAUUUCAGACCAUGCGGAAGCCAUAUAUCAGACUUGGAAAGCACGCGGCCUUGCGCCCACGGAAAUACUGUCGUGCAGGCCUACACCCGGGCUAAAGCUGGCCGAGAGCCUACGGACUAAACCUAAACCGGAACCGAAACCUGAAAUAAAACAACGUCCAGAGUUUCGCAGAGAUCGCCCAGAGCUGCGAGAGCAACGGCCAGAUAUACGUUCUGAAACGAGGCCUGACCAAAGGCGAGACCUUCAUACAAAUCCGGAAAGUGAAACCAUUGAAGUGACAUUACCACCAGAUUUAGUACCAGAGCGUAACGGAACAGGAUCUGGAGCAAAUGUGAGACGUGUUGAUUCCGCUGCAAUGCGGCUGGAAGUUGCUCGAGAGGAAGAGAGGCUUCUUCGCGCUUUACGUACCGGUGGGGUUGUUGCCGAACGUCCAGCAGAAAGACCCGAUGUUGUUCCUCCAGUAUCGCUAGUAGAUUAUGCAAAAAGUCGAUAUCAGGAUAGAUUAGAUACUGGUGCGAGGAAGCCUGCGGCGGGGGCCAGUGGAGAGAGAAGAGCGUCAUUUGGUUCUCACGUAACCGAAGCGAGAUCCAAGUUUGAGGCACGAGCCCGCCGUGCUUCUAGUGCCGGGGCUGGCGAGUCCGCAUCAUCAAUGGCGGCUGCACCAGUGCGACCCUUUUUAACGCGCGGUUCCGUUGCCGAACGGGUACUUAUGUUUGAACGAUGUCCGAGUGAAGCUACAUUAGAAUUGGCCAAAAGAAAAUCUCCAGCUGCUACCACGUGGCGAGGACCUCACGAUGUUAUUAUAAGAGCACAGGUUGAAGAUAUU
Messenger RNA from Brenthis ino (lesser marbled fritillary), 891 nucleotides. The record is from the annotation of a GenBank genome assembly. NCBI's taxonomy places the organism in Eukaryota, Metazoa, Arthropoda, Insecta, Lepidoptera, Nymphalidae.